Messenger RNA from Rangifer tarandus platyrhynchus (Svalbard reindeer), 1074 nucleotides. NCBI's taxonomy places the organism in Eukaryota, Metazoa, Chordata, Mammalia, Artiodactyla, Cervidae. The record is from the annotation of a GenBank genome assembly.
AUGCGGGUGCCACCUGAGGCCCGCGUGGCCACCACCUGCUCGUGUCUGGGAAGUGCCUUCCCGGCACCUUUUACUGGCACUUGUGUACAGCCCCUUCUGGGAAGCAUGCGAUGCUCGAGUCUCCUUGCUGCUUUGGUAACUGAGGACCACAGCUGCGGCUGGUAUCAGCACAGUUCUCUCACCAUCGAUAAGCUUACUUCACAGAAACCCAGAAAGGACAUGCAGGAGAGACGAGCAGCACCAGACUGCGAGGCGCUGCGUCAGUACUUGUGGGUCCGAGAAAGCAUCCUUCCCUGCCGCGGAAGCCAGGGCUCUACUGGAGACACCGCACCAGUGUGGUAUGAGGUCCACAGGAGCCCUUGCGGCCACACAGCACUGCACCACAGCGCUGUUCCCGGACGGAGCCACAGCCGCGCCGUUGAGGCCGUUCUACCAUCCCAGCGGGAUGGCGGCUUCUGGGUGCGCGAUGCGGGGCAGGGCAUACCGCGGCCUCGCGGCCUGCGUGUCGUUGCUGCCCAGACACAGGUCAGCCCGCGGCUUCUGAAGGACCGGGGUCGCGGCCGGGUCCUCGGCUCCCACCCGUCUCCCGACUCUUGCCCCCGCCCCGCCCCUGAGGCCCGGUCAUCGGGCGCUCGACGCUCGGUCGCGCGGCCGAUCGACACCCUCGGCGCUCCGACGGCGGAAGUGAGGGUGCAGGCCGCCGGCCGCCGCGGCGCGGGGCCCUGUCCGUGCCGUCCUGCAGGUAGGUGUGCGGGCCAAGGCCUUGGAGAGGCCGCCGGGGGCGCGGGCGGCGGGCGAGAGGGCCGGCAACUGCCGUCAGGCCCGUGUCACUGCAGCCCGGACUGUUGGGGUGCAGCUGCGGGCGUCCUGGAGCCCCAGCCCCGCCUUCCAGGGAACCGAGAGGGUCCUGGAGCCCCGGCCCAGCUUUCUGGGCAGCUGCGGGCGUCCCGGAGCCCCAGCCCGGCUGACCCGGGGACCGAGAGGGUCCUGGAGCCCCGGCCCAGCUUCCUGGGCAGCUGCGGGGGUCCCGGAGUCCGGCCCCUCCUCUCUGCUAGCGCCCCUGGAGCGGGCUGA